AUGGCCUUCUUCCUCCCGUGCUUGGCCGUGCUUGUGCUCGCUGUUCUCUCCUCCUACGUCACUCAACUCAUCACCGACGCUCAUCGGCAUCUUCCACCGGGGCCGUGGCCACUACGCCUCGGCGAGGCCGCGAUACAGGAGCUUUACGACUACGUGCGGGAAGCGAUGGCGCUGGUGAUGACGCCGAACGUCUCCGACCUGUUUCCGGCCGUAGCGGGAGCCGACCUCCAGGGCGUCCGGCGCAGGAUGGCGGCACUGGUGGCGCAUAUUUACCAGCUCAUUGACCUACAGAUCGAGGGCCGGAUGCGAGCGCGUGAAUUUGGCCGAGGCGAUGGGAGCAGCAAGGACAUGUUAGAUGCGAUGCUUGACAUGUCGGAGAAAGAUGACAACGGCGGCGUCACCAUCACCCUUUGCUGA
Molecule: messenger RNA, 417 nt
Organism: Panicum virgatum (switchgrass)
Lineage: Eukaryota; Viridiplantae; Streptophyta; Magnoliopsida; Poales; Poaceae
Product: cytochrome P450 76M5-like
Exons: 1
Coding region: 1-417 (138 amino acids)
Molecular function (GO): heme binding; monooxygenase activity; iron ion binding
Source: RefSeq, a predicted model, not a curated record